Nicotiana tabacum (common tobacco) is the source of this 2170-nucleotide messenger RNA. Its product is annotated as protein ASPARTIC PROTEASE IN GUARD CELL 1-like. Gene Ontology annotation, molecular function: aspartic-type endopeptidase activity. NCBI's taxonomy places the organism in Eukaryota, Viridiplantae, Streptophyta, Magnoliopsida, Solanales, Solanaceae. Gene Ontology annotation, biological process: proteolysis. The record is from RefSeq and is a predicted model, not a curated record.
GUCGGUUUAUACCAGAGUAAUAUUUUAACACCAAUAUUCAUAGAAGAUAUUAUGCUUUUACUGAGCCGAGGUCUAUGCUAUGUAAAUGUUCAAGUGUAUACUGUCCUUUCUAGACUUCACUUUUGAAAUUACACCGGAUUUGUUGUUAUGGUUGUAUGCACAAAUAAGUGAUUUGGUGCGCACCUUUUCUAAUUCCACGGCAUACAUACGUGCCACCUCGUACUAGUAACAUGUACCACAAUCCCUUGGAUUAAAAGGUUUGGACAGAUAGAAGAUGAGUGAUUACUGGAGAAUUACUGAUGUGAUACACAAGGGAAAAAACCAUACUCCAUUUAACUGUAGCAAUAACUUAACUCCUCUUCUUAUUGGGCACACUGCACAGUCCACAGAGCAGGUAUCAAGUAUGUAUGAAAGCUUUUUUCCCCCGCCAUUAAUGCAUUUUUUCUAUUCAAACCUUAUACAAGGUUGACGUGAGCUCACUCUUUUCUCACCUUUCGGCUUUUCCUUCUCCUCCUCCUACUUAUAUCCAGUCCCAGCUCUCAAUUCUUGCAUUCCAUUCUUCAUUUUCUUUGUACGAAAGAAUAAUGGCACACUUCUUCUCCUUCUUUAUUCUCAUCAUCUCUGUUUCUUUCCUUCCUCUUACUCUCUCUCGCUCACUCUCUUCACCUCCACUUGAGUCCCAAAUCCUCGACGUUGCAAAAUCCAUUCAAAAUACUCUUCAUGUUCUCUCUCCCAAGUUCCAAUCUUUCCAACAAGAAGCAAUAAAACAACCCCUUUUUAAUUCUUCUUCUUCUUCAGCAUUCUCUGUAUCAAUCUAUCCUCGUUCCUCUCUUACAAAAACCCAACAUAAAAACUACACAUAUCUCACUCUCUCCCGACUCGCUCGUGACUCUGUCCGAGUUUCCUCACUCACUACUAUGCUUCAACUUGAAGAAAUCCAGACCCCUGUUACUUCUGGAGUAAGUGAAGGCAGUGGCGAGUAUUUUGCUCGGGUCGGAUUCGGACAACCGGUGAAGGAAUUCUACAUGGCUAUUGACACUGGUAGUGACAUUACAUGGCUUCAAUGUGAGCCCUGCUCCGAAUGUUACCAGCAAACCGAUUCAAUUUUCAACCCGUCCGAUUCUUCCACCUACACUAGCCUCUCUUGCGACUCACCCGAGUGCUCCGCUCUUCAUGUCUCGGAAUGUUCUUCAACCGGCACGUGUCUCUAUCAAGUCUCCUAUGGCGACGGGUCUUUCACCGUUGGAGAGUUCGCCACUGAAACGGUGUCGUUAGGAAACUCUGGAGGAUCGUCAUUCUCUAAUGUUGCUAUAGGCUGUGGCCAUGAUAACGAAGGCCUAUUUAUUGGCUCAGCUGGGCUGGUAGCUCUCGGCGGCGGCUCAUUAUCUCUUCCGUCUCAAAUUAAAGCGACGUCGUUUUCCUACUGCCUUGUAGAUCGUGAUUCUGAUUCAUCAUCGACAUUGGAGUUCAAUUCCGCUGGACCUAGCGACUCGAUAAUUGCACCGUUGCUACAAAACUCGAAGAGGAGUACUUUUUUCUACGUCGGUCUCGAAGGAAUCAGCGUCGCCGGCGAGAUGUUAUCGGUUCCGGCGAACAUAUUUCAGGUGGACGAUAACGGUAACGGAGGGAUUAUUGUGGACUCCGGUACAGCGGUUACGCGGUUUGAGAGGAGCGUUUACAAUGCUUUACGUGACACAUUUGUGAAAUAUGCUCAGGAUUUGCCGGCCGACGGGGAUUUUAUGUUGUUUGAUACUUGCUAUGAUUUGUCGGGUAUGAAAACGGCGAGUGUUCCGACGGUGGCGUUUCAUUUUUCCGGUGGUAAGACGCUGUCGUUGCACCCCAAGAACACGCUGGUUCCGGUGAACUCGUCGGGGAAGUUCUGCUUAGCUUUUGCUCCGGAGGAUGGAAAAUUCUCGAUUAUUGGAAACAUACAGCAGCAAGGGACACGUGUCAGUUAUGACCUGGCUAACAACCUUGUUGGAUUUAGUCCUGAUAAAUGUUAGCGGAGUAGUACUUCGAAGUACAACUGUGGAGAUAAAAUUUAUAGCGGCAGUAGCUGCAUUAAAUUAAGAAAGAAAAAUGAAAAAAGAGAAAAAGAAAGGAGCCAAUAAAAAGUUGGUUUGCAAUAAUUAAUUUGUUUAUGGACGAUGGUUGCUUUUCCUUUCUUUUA